AUGAGCCGCCGUUCGCCGUCCACAGAACCGUUUUCAUCCGUCAACCUUCCGACUGAGGAGCAGUGGGACACUAUCCAAGAUCUCUGUCGCGCCAACUCUGCGCCGUCUGGCGCCGUCGCCACUCAUACAGAAGCUAUCCUCGAAGAGGGCUCGACGGACCUGGAGCUCUACGACGAGCAGCUGGAGCGCUAUGAGGAGGAGAUAGCGGCUUUGAAGGAGGCUUAUGACGCAGUGGCUGGCGAGAGGGACGUGCUUCGCGCGUAUAUGAUGGCCUGCAGGAGCACGCUGGCGCCAAUUCGGCGUCUGCCGCCCGAGCUGCUUCUCGAGAUCUUCAAGCACAUGUCGCCCACCAAAAAGACCUAUCUAGCGGACAGAUCGAGCAUCUACUCGGAGGGCAUCUCAGACCUGUCGACGGUGGCCGAAGUCUGCGUGCAUUGGCGGCGUAUCAUCAUUGGGACGCCGGUCCUCUGGUCUAAUAUGAACAUGCGCAGUCAAGGCUCGGACUUCAUCGUCCUCCCGAUAAUUCGACUCUGUUUGAAACACUCCGCUAGCUUGCCUCUCGAUAUUGUCUAUGAUCCCGAGCGGGACUCGCGGCGCGGUUUGCGACUCCUCGCAACGCAUGCUGAACGGUGGCGGCGCCUGGAGUUCAGGCUAUCUGUCGAUGACUACGGCACGAGGGCGUCGAUACCCGCCAUUCGCGGCCGCCUUCCAUUGCUCGAGUCCCUCUCCAUUUCCAGCUAUCUUUCUCUGGCAGGCAUCGACGCCUUCGAAGUGGCGCCAAAGCUGACAACAGUCAGAUUUAACAAGGUUCCGCCCAAGCUGCCCUGGGCUCAACUCUUCAGCGUCACAGCCGAGUUGGACAACUACCCCUGGCCGAAGAGCCUCGAGGACAUACGCGCCCAACUCGCUUUCCUCGCCGAGUGUUUUCCUUCUUGCGCCGUUACCAUUCCACAGCUGCGCAUCGAUGAAAUUCCGUUGUCCUCCCCGGUGACCGAUCUCCAGCUCAGUGGCAAUGUCGGCUGUCUAUCAAUCGGCGUCGUCACGAGGAAACUGCAACCCGAAGCCACACGCCAAAUCUUAGGGCAGAUUAUGCAGCUGCUUGACCUGCCCCGCCUUCAGACACUGUACAUCCGACACGUGUCGCACGCCGAUUACGACUUCAUCUCCUGGCCGCACCACGCCUUCGCCAAACUUGCCCGACGCGCCGAGGAUCUCACAAGCCUCUUCCUGCAGGACGUACUCACGACGCCAGGCGAACUGGCCGCCUCGCUCGCCCAUUGCUCCGCUCUGCGCAGCCUCUACGUGCAGGACAUCGACCGGAGCCAUGAGUGGCUGUGGGACGACGCGUGGGAGCGCGGGGUCAAGAGCGUCGAGGAUCACAUGCUGUUCACAAACGACUUUGCGAGGACCUUCGCCAACACCCGCCUCGUGCCGUGCCUCGAGGUCCUCGCCGUGGCCGGCUACUUCCUCCCCGACACGCUCGACGACGACGUGGUGGCAGACUUCCUCGCGGCCCGCAGCGCGGAGAAGGCAUUUCACUUCAAGGCGUGCAACAUCCGCGCAAGGAAGUCGGUCAACGGGCUCGAAGACACGACGCAGGACGUUUAUGUCCGGUUGCGCCAGCUGAAAGUUCGUACGGAGUCGCCGUCGCUCACGUUCGAGCUUGUCCCUUGGACCCAGAUGCUGCAAUAUAUUUCACAGCCGUUUCCACUUGUCUGA
Mycena indigotica is the source of this 1719-nucleotide messenger RNA. Its product is annotated as F-box domain-containing protein. Gene Ontology annotation, molecular function: protein binding. Bases 1 to 1719 code for a protein of 572 amino acids. Lineage: Eukaryota; Fungi; Basidiomycota; Agaricomycetes; Agaricales; Mycenaceae. The record is from RefSeq and is a predicted model, not a curated record. The transcript is spliced from 2 exons.